GUUGUCAAGCAAUGUGAGAUUUACAGUAGGAUCAAGAUGUUUGUCAUGUUUGUAUCCCACCGGAAAGGGCGUGGCUUCGGCUCUGUGCAGGUUUAUCUUAGUCAUGAAUUUAUGCAGCUAAGGCUAUACAAUUAUUGAAAACGGCCAACCGCCUGACUACGUGAACGCGCAUCACAUAGCCACGCACUGUGUGGACGCGCUCAGACAGCAACGUGAACGAGGAACGCUGACACCCGAGCGGUCCGGUGUAAAUCACUGCAAUGGCAGAGGGAGGGUGGAGGACACCGGCUACAGCCCUACCUCCUCUCUGCAUGUGAGCACACAGCAGAGUAGACACACGGCGAGCAGGCAGGACGACAGAGCACCAUCGCAGGGGCAACAAAGGGACGCAUGGUUCAUCUCAGGCUUCAAAUGAAUUAAUGAUUCAUUGAGACAAGUUCCGCCUAUAGAUACACGUUCUGCAGCAUCUGUCCUGUCCUCACCUUAAAGGUACAUUAGCACUGCAGAGUCAUGGAGCUGGAGCACUUUGAUGAGCGGGACAAGGCUCUGAGAUAUACCCGAAGAGGCUCAAGAGGGAAUGGGCUCCCCAGUCCUACUCACAGCGCUCACUGCAGCCUGUACAGAACCAGGACACUGCAAGCACUGAUCUCUGAAAAGAAGGCCAAGAAGAUUCGUUUCUACCGCAAUGGGGACCGUUACUUCAAAGGGAUUGUGUAUGCCAUUUCUCAGGAGAGAUUUAGGUCCAUAGAAGCACUCCUGGCUGACCUCACAAGAUCCCUGUCAGAUAAUGUCAACUUGCCACAAGGGGUGCGGACCAUUUAUACAGUUGAUGGGACAACAAGGAUCACCAGCAUGGACCAGUUGGUGGAAGGAGAGAGCUAUGUUUGUGCAUCCAUAGAGCCCUACAAGAAGCUGGACUACACAAAGAAUGUAAAUCCCAACUGGGCAGUUGGUGCUAAGACUGCCGUGUCCACCCGUGACCCUCCAUCUCUUGGCAGUGCCAAGGCUGUACCCCAGGAGACCAGAGAGAGCAAAGACUUCAUCAAGCCCAAACUGGUAACCAUUGUCCGCAGUGGAGUAAAGCCUCGCAAGGCCGUACGGAUCUUGCUCAACAAGAAGACUGCACACUCCUUUGAGCAAGUCUUGACUGACAUCACUGAUGCCAUUAAGCUCGACACUGGAGUCGUCAAAAGGCUGUAUACUGUUGACGGCAAGAUGGUCACCUGCCUUCAAGACUUUUUUGGAGACGAUGAUAUAUUCUUUGCCUGUGGCCCCGAGAAGUUUCGUUAUCAGGAUGACUUCAACUUGGAUGAAAGUGAAUGCAGGGUGGCAAAGUCUGCAUCAUAUGGCCGGCUGCCCACUUUGCAGGGUCGCUCUUCUCCAAGAAGUGGUGGGAUGUCCCGUAGGAGCAAGUCUCCAUCAUCAAAUAGUUCAGCUAACGGCACUGCAGGCAGUCAGCUGUCCACACCUCGAUCUGGAAAGUCUCCAAGCCCCUCUCCAACCAGUCCAGCUAGCCUCAGAAGACGACAGGGAUCACAACACAGUGGCUCUUCACUCUCUUUAGCUUCCACCAAGGUCUGCAGCUCAAUGGACGAAGGAGACGGGCCAGGCAGUGAGGUUCUUUUGUUUUGCACCACAGCUGAGCCAAUGGAUGAGUUCCCCUCAGUUCCUGCCUCCAUAGCAGAGAGGUACAAAGUGGGGAGGACAUUAGGGGAUGGAAACUUCGCUGUGGUCAGAGAGUGUGUGGAGAGGUCCACCGGGAGGGAGUACGCUCUGAAGAUCAUAAGCAAAGACAAAUGCAGGGGAAAGGAGCACAUGAUCCAGAGUGAAGUGUCAAUCCUUCGGCGUGUGAAACAUCCCAACAUUGUUCUUUUGAUUGAGGAAAUGGACACCAAUAGUGAACUCUACCUUGUGAUGGAGUUGGUCAAGGGGGGCGAUCUUUUUGAUGCAAUCACCUCCUCCAACAAGUACACAGAGCGAGACGCCAGCUGUAUGCUGUUCAAUCUGGCAAGUGCCAUCAAGUACCUGCACAGUCUCAAUAUCGUUCACAGAGACAUAAAACCAGAAAACCUGUUGGUGUAUGAACACACUGAUGGUAGCAGAUCUCUGAAGCUAGGUGACUUUGGCUUGGCCACUGUCGUCAAUGGGCCUCUCUAUACUGUUUGUGGCACUCCCACCUAUGUAGCACCAGAGAUCGUUGCUGAGUCAGGGUACGGCCUCAAGGUUGACAUUUGGGCAGCUGGUGUCAUCACUUACAUACUGCUGUGUGGCUUUCCUCCUUUCCGUGGCACUGGUGAAGAUCAGGAGGCUCUCUUUGAGCAGAUUUUGAAGGGCGUGCUUGAUUUCCCUGCACCAUACUGGGACAGUGUGUCUGACGCUGCCAAGGCUCUGAUCACUGGGAUGCUACAGGUGGAGGUAGAUCAGAGAUACACCGCCGUGCAGGUGCUCGAUAACCCAUGGGUCAAUGAUGAUGGUGUGUCAGAGAACGAGCACCAGCUGCCUGUGGCUGGGAAGAUCAAGAAGCACUUCAACCCCGUGCCCAAGCUCAACAGCACCGCAGCAGGAGUGUCAGUCAUUACAACCACGGCACUUGAUAAAGAGAAGCAAGUUUUCCGACGAAGACGCCACCAGGAUGUGAAGCUCACUUCCCACUUCCCGCACAGUAUUGGUGCUGGUGCCUCCCACAGUGCCAACUACGCCAUCUCCCCCGCUGAGUCCGAGGAUUUUUCCCUGAGUUCGGCUGACACUGUUCGUUCACCCAUCUCUCCGUUCUAACAGCCUGGCUGAGGCCAAGGUGCCGUUGACCCCUUCUUGGAAAAGUUAGGAGAGGCCAGAGUGCAAAAUGUGUCAGUCUGCUGACUUGGACAUUCAGACUGCAAACUUACCUGUACCUAUUUUAUUUUAUCCCAGUCAUAAUACUUUUAAUUUAAAGACAAAAUACAUUGAACAGAAUAAGAGGCACAUUAGUCUCUGUAUCAAAGAAUACACCUUAAAAGCAUGCAACCGUUUUUAGUACAUUUUCCCUUUUCUUUUAUAAAAGCGACCAAACAGUUUGAGCCUUAUUUCUACACAGCAAGCACUGGUUCAUUGUAGUACUCUAGAGCCCUCUUCUGGUUUAUAUAGUAUACUGCAGGAAAGACAACCUGCCUCAUGAAGCACUUGGCUUUUUAAUGGGAAGUGUAAAGGCAAAAUAUUGAAACCAUAGCUUUUAAAUAUUACAUGGUUUUGUGAUAUGAUAUGUUCAGUACCUAUCACCUAAAAUACUGGUUUAAAUAGAAAUGCUUCAAUUACACAUCAACAGUAACCAUUCCGCUAUUGUGGAUGACAUCUAGGUGACUCUGCUGUGGCACUUAAGAAUCUGGUGCAUAGACCUUUGAGGGGCACUACUUGGUUUUGGAGAAUAAAUUCAUAUUCACAUUAUUUACAAUUUUAACGUUAUACAUUUAUUUGUUCCAUGGUUGGAUAAACAAGCUGUUCUCAGAGGAAAAUAAAAUCCCCAGAACACUGUUUGAAGCCUGAAAGAUGGCAGGGUCUGCCACAUAUAAGCAGAUUAAAACAAUAUGAAGUUGUGUUGUCCUUUAAGGUCAGUUUGUUUAUUCAGUUUAUUCAGUCAUGACAAUGAAGAGUUAAAGAGAAAUCAGUCAAUAUCUAAAAUUUCUUCCCCAAAACUACAUAGUGCAACUUUUAAGAGAUGGGUAAAAAACAGGCUGCUAUGUUGUUGUACCACAAGCAUCAUCUGUAACGAACAGAUUUAUUUGAGUGGGACACAUGUUGUUCUGCCACCUAGUAGCUUGAGGGCGCUAAUGUUUGACUCUUGAUGAUCUAGCUCACCUGUGUGCUUUAGGAUGAUUUUUGAACCAGUAGUUUUGUCACACGUCUGUGAGAGUGGUUGUAAUUCAGUGUUGGUACAGAUGAAUGUCAGUGCUGUGUAGUUGGUAGUAAGUGCAUGUUUAAAGCCUUGCCUUGGCACAUAUGGAUUUAAGUGCAAUUAGGUGUACUGCCCAGUGAGCACAGUAUUUUUAAAUUUUGUCCUACGAAAGGCUGAAACGAGUGAGAAUGGAUCUAAUGGCAAAUGACACACUUCACCAUCGGAUGGGGGCGAUUAGCUCAUGUGUAACAUGGAUUUUUCUUCACACACUGAAAUAAGAAACAAGUUAAAUGUUGGUAAACACAACAGUGCUUCCAGUAAAAUCUGUUAUUUUAAUAUUUGUUCAUUCAGUCAACACAUUUUUGGCUUUUUUAAAUAUCAAACAACAUGACUAAGAUGUUUGAAUCACCAGACUAAAUGUACUGUAUGUCCCCUGACCACAUACAUUGGUUCACCAGAGACCAAAUAUUCAUGGAUGUGAACGUCCUCUUCCCUUCAUCAGAGACUGUAACCUGCAUGUGUACUAAUAUGCAUCCUAAAUCAGUUGUUCUGGUCUUCUACUGUUUGAUAUACGCCUGUCAGAUAUGAAUCCAUUUCUCUUGUCAUUGUACGUGCUGUCUUGGUGAAUGCAGUUCAGUUAAGGCAGACUAUAGUCACACCACAGCUGAGUUAAGACUUGUAUAUACGUAUUUUAACAGAAAUGUAACAUCGCACCACUGAUUUUGUUAAAGGGCUUUUAAGUUUUUGACUAGAAGGGAGUGAACCAAAAAGCACAAGGAAAGCAAGUUGUGAUUGUGACUUUUUGGCAGUGUGUUUGCUUUCAAGACUGUCUGUUUUUCAUCAUCUGAAAAACAUGUAAUGUUCAUGUACAGUAUGACAAACUGGUACUCAAAGACAACUGAGAAUGUCAGUGUUAUGUGGAGGCAGAUGGAGAAUGUGAUUGGUGUAUUAUAUCCAUAUCCCAUUAAUGUAAGGAUGUUAUAAAACAAUCUAAAUGAGAACAACAACUAGUAAUGCACUCAUUUUCAAUUCAUGAGGAAAAGAUCUAUUGUUGUGUUUACAAAGCAAACUUCCAAUGUACUCUGCAAAGAAACCAAACCUGGAAAUAAAAAAGAAUUUAAUUAAU
Acanthopagrus latus (yellowfin seabream) is the source of this 4994-nucleotide messenger RNA. Its product is annotated as serine/threonine-protein kinase DCLK1-like. The coding region runs from base 511 to 2775 and encodes 754 amino acids. The transcript is spliced from 17 exons. Gene Ontology annotation, biological process: intracellular signal transduction; protein phosphorylation. Lineage: Eukaryota; Metazoa; Chordata; Actinopteri; Spariformes; Sparidae. The record is from RefSeq and is a predicted model, not a curated record. Gene Ontology annotation, molecular function: protein kinase activity; ATP binding.